Morus notabilis is the source of this 443-nucleotide messenger RNA. RefSeq names its product ankyrin repeat-containing protein P16F5.05c. The transcript is spliced from 4 exons. The record is from RefSeq and is a predicted model, not a curated record. The annotation marks the transcript as partial. NCBI's taxonomy places the organism in Eukaryota, Viridiplantae, Streptophyta, Magnoliopsida, Rosales, Moraceae. Gene Ontology annotation, molecular function: protein binding.
CACUUCAUAUGGCUUCUGCUAAUGGACAUCUUGGCAUUGUGCAAUAUCUAAUCGGCAAAGGAGUGGAUGUCAAUGCUUCUAACGAGGAGAAAAAUACGCCUCUACAUUGGGCUUGCCUCAAUGGGCACGUCGAGGUGGUUAAGAAAUUGAUCUUGGCAGGAGCUAGCGUCAGUGUACUAAAUUGCCAUGAGAGGACUCCAAUGGAUGAAGCAGUGAGUAGGGGAAAGAUGGAUGUUCUUGAUGCCAUUAAUGCUUCAGUGGCACAACUAGAGCUUACUGGCGUCAGUGUUUCCUAAUGUAUAAAUCUCCCGCCACAAAGUAUCGGAUCAUUGACAAUUUUUGAGAUUUUUUUUUUUUUUAGUGAACAAUUGUUAAGAAGUUUUUCUCAUGUAGAUUGCAAAGUUUGUAUAAUAAAAAAAAUCUAGGAAUUUUCAAUAGUAGGC